AUGGACGCCGCGAUGGAGAGUAAGAUGGAGAUUAAACGCGCGAAAACCAACGCCGGGAAGCGCGCGCUGCUCGCCCGCGCGCCCAAAAAGGUUGAAAAGGCUGGCAAGACGACGCUCUUCCUGCACGGGCAAAACUCGAGUCAAAUCCUGAAGGAAUUACUGAGCGAUUUAGCGUCGAUGAAGACGUUGGAGGCGAGGAAGAUGACGCGGAAGAACCCAGGGGUGCGACCGUUCGAGGGAGGGGGGGAGACGUCGUUGGAAUUCUUCGCGAGAAAGGCGGACGCGAGCGCGUACGUCUUGGGGACGCAUCAGAAAAAACGACCGCACUGCGUGACCCUCGGAAGAUUCUUCGAGUAUCGAUUGUUCGAUCAGAUUGAGGUGUUGGUGACGGAUUUUAAAUCCAUGCGAGCGUUUAAGGGGGCGGGGAAGGGGGCGGUGGCCGGGAGCAAGCCGUGCAUUUGUUUCUUGGGCGAGGAGUUUGAUUCAGACGACGGAUUAAAGUUAUUCAAAAACGUCUUGAGCGACGUGUUUCGCGGACGCGUCGUGGAUCGAAUCAACCUGAAAGGGAUCGAUCGAGCGAUUGUGUGCACGUCAGUGCCGCAACCUGGGAGAAAGCCGAGCGUGAUGUUUCGUCAGUACGCCAUCAAGUAUAAGAAAUCCGGUACGCGUCUGCCGUUGAUUGCGCUCGAGGAGAUGGGUCCGUCGUUCGAUUUCACGGUCGGUCGACACAGAGAGGCCCCGCCUGAUCUCAAGCGUGAGGCCUACCAAAAGGCACGCGUGACGAAGAAGCAAAAGAACGUCUCCAUGGAUAACGUCGAGGGUAAGGUUGGUCGCCUGUACGUCGAAAAGCAAGUCGGAUUGGAGAAGCUCGGCCAACACAAGAUGAAGGGUCUGAAGCGCGAGCGCAGGACGAACGCCGAGGAAAAGAAGAAAAAGUCAAAAUCGGGCGAGAAGGAGUGA
Messenger RNA from Ostreococcus tauri, 960 nucleotides. RefSeq names its product Brix domain. Lineage: Eukaryota; Viridiplantae; Chlorophyta; Mamiellophyceae; Mamiellales; Bathycoccaceae. The coding region runs from base 1 to 960 and encodes 319 amino acids. The transcript has a single exon. Gene Ontology annotation, cellular component: nucleolus. The record is from RefSeq and is a predicted model, not a curated record. Gene Ontology annotation, molecular function: rRNA binding. Gene Ontology annotation, biological process: ribosomal large subunit assembly; maturation of LSU-rRNA from tricistronic rRNA transcript (SSU-rRNA, 5.8S rRNA, LSU-rRNA).